Molecule: messenger RNA, 1986 nt
Organism: Pseudopipra pipra
Lineage: Eukaryota; Metazoa; Chordata; Aves; Passeriformes; Pipridae
Gene: AIFM1
Product: apoptosis inducing factor mitochondria associated 1
Exons: 16
Coding region: 63-1838 (591 amino acids)
Biological process (GO): mitochondrial respiratory chain complex assembly; apoptotic process
Cellular component (GO): mitochondrion; cytoplasm
Molecular function (GO): FAD binding; protein dimerization activity; NAD(P)H oxidase H2O2-forming activity
Source: RefSeq, a predicted model, not a curated record
CGCGGCGGGGCCGGGCCGGGGCCGGGCCGGCGGGGCCGCGACCGAGAGGCGACACCGGCGACAUGUUCCGCUGCCGCGGGGCCCUGGCGCGCGCCCUGCACCCCCCGCCGCCGCGAGGGCGCGCACAGGCGGGCACCUUGUUGCAGCGCUGGAAUGUGCCCCCAGACCUGCAGCUGAGCAGACAAGUGCAGACAGGCGUGCCCGGGGAAAAAGGCAGUAAUAAGUUUUUUGCCUUUAUUGUGGGCUUGACCACCUUAGGAGCAGGUGCCUAUGUGUACAAAACACUGAAGGACAACAAGGAGCGAUUCACCAGCCGGGUCUCAUCUAUUACGCGACCCCAAGACGACGAAUCCUCUGCAGCCGGCGCUCAUGUCAAGGUCCCAUCCCACGUCCCUUUCCUGCUCAUCGGUGGAGGAACUGCUGCUUUUGCUGCUGCCAGAUCCAUCCGUGCCCGUGACCCCGGAGCCCGGGUGCUGAUUGUGUCUGAAGAUCCUGCCCUGCCCUACAUGCGUCCACCUCUUUCCAAAGAACUGUGGUUUUCCGACGAUCCCAAUGUGACAGAGACUUUGCGGUUCAAGCAGUGGAAUGGCAAGGAGAGGAGUAUCUAUUUCCAGCCACCGUCAUUCUACGUGCCUGUCCAGGACCUGCCCUCUGUGGAAAAUGGUGGGGUGGCAGUUCUGUGUGGCAAGAAGGUUGUACAUAUGGAUGUUAGAGGGAACACAGUGAAGCUCAGUGAUGGGACCCAGAUAACCUACGACAAAUGUCUCAUUGCCACUGGGGGAACCCCAAGGAACCUGCCCGCCAUCGAAAGAGCAGGAAAGGAUGUACAGAAAAGGCUGACGCUGUUCCGAAAGAUCGAGGACUUCCGAAACCUGGAGAAGAUUUCAAGAGAAGUCAGGUCCAUCACAAUUAUUGGUGGUGGUUUCCUUGGCAGUGAGCUGGCCUGUGCUCUGGGAAGGAGAGCACGAACCCGAGGCCUGGAGGUGAUCCAGCUGUUUCCAGAGAACGGCAAUAUGGGCAAAGUCCUGCCUGAAUACCUGAGCAACUGGACCACAGAGAAAGUCAGGAGAGAGGGGGUCAACGUCCUGCCCAAUGCUGUGGUCAAGUCUGUCUCUGUCUCCGGCAACCGGCUGGUGAUUCAACUGAAGGAUGGCCGGAAGGUGGAGACAGAUCACAUUGUGGCUGCAGUAGGGCUGGAGCCUAACGUGGAAUUGGCCAAGUCUGCGGGGCUGGAAGUGGACUCGGACUUCGGGGGGUUCCGGGUGAACGCGGAGCUGCAGGCACGCUCCAACAUCUGGGUGGCAGGGGAUGCUGCCUGUUUCUACGACAUCAAACUGGGCCGGAGACGUGUGGAGCACCACGAUCACGCUGUGGUGAGCGGGAGACUGGCUGGAGAAAACAUGACUGGAGCUGCAAAGCCCUACUGGCACCAGUCCAUGUUCUGGAGUGAUCUGGGCCCCAACGUGGGGUACGAAGCCAUUGGCCUCGUGGACAGCAGUUUGCCAACAGUCGGAGUCUUCGCGAAAGCGACAGCGAAGGACACGCCAAAAAGUGCGACAGAGCAGUCAGGGACUGGAAUUCGAUCCGAGAGCGAAACGGAAGCGGAAGCCUCGGAAGUUCACAUCUCUCAAAGCUCUUCACCGACACCUCAAGUCCCGAAGCAAGGAGAAGAUUACGGCAAAGGUGUCAUUUUCUACCUCAGGGAUAAAGUCGUGGUGGGAAUCGUGUUGUGGAACAUCUUCAACAGGAUGCCCAUUGCUCGGAAGAUCAUCAAAGACGGGGAGGAGCACGAGGACCUCAAUGAAGUAGCAAAGCUCUUCAACAUCCAUGAAGACUGAACUCUCUAAGGGGAACAUGGCACUAGGAGUGAGGGGGCUGCUGGCUGUGUGCAUCCCUUCACCUUGGACAGCUUCCCUGGAGCACUUGGGAAUAUUCCACUCACCUGAGCCCAGUGUUUGCACCAAUAAAGUCAGAUUGUUCUAGUUA